Ruditapes philippinarum (Manila clam) is the source of this 2410-nucleotide messenger RNA. RefSeq lists its product as uncharacterized. The transcript has a single exon. The record is from RefSeq and is a predicted model, not a curated record. Gene Ontology annotation, molecular function: metal ion binding. The coding region runs from base 117 to 2291 and encodes 724 amino acids. NCBI's taxonomy places the organism in Eukaryota, Metazoa, Mollusca, Bivalvia, Venerida, Veneridae.
UCUAACUGAUUCACGAAGUAAACAAAAAUAAGUCUUUAUAUAAAAUCAGCUCUGUGACAAGACAUAUAUACACACGAACUAAAAGUGUUCAGUCGAAUUGAAGAAAGAAGAAGUUCAUGAUGACAGAACAUAGACAAUAUAAGAAUAUUGUGGAACAUUUUAAUUGUCCAAUUCAUUUGGGAAAAUUACGUGAUCCUAGGAUACUUGCAUGUGAGCAUUCAUUUUGUGCCGAAUGUUUGAAUGGAUGUAUCGAGACUGCCCAAACUUCAAGGAAAGAUGGAAUGUUCGAAUGUCCGGUCUGUAGGACGAAACAUCAUGUACCAAAGAGUACAAGCCGUGACUGGGCCCGAGGGUUUCCGAUUGACGCGUUCUGUGUCAUUCAACUUCAUACGCUCUCACAGUAUGAACAGUCGGCCGUUUGUGAAAGACACAUACAGAAAUUUAAGGAAUACUUCUGCUUUCAUCAUAGAGAACUUCUUUGUUCAGACUGUGUUAUAGAAGGUCACACGAAAACACCUUGUUCAUGCGGAAGUUUACAAGAUUCAAUUCUUGAAGUUCGUCUACAAAUAAAAGAAUUAGUCGGAAAACUUCGACUACAAGAAGAGCGGGCGCAGAGGAUUAUGGACUCAAAAAUUGCGUCUUCUCAUUCGGAAGACCUUUUGAGAAAAAUUUCUGAAGUUGAGAAAACUUUGACUAAAUUCUACAAAACAAUGAAAGCGAAAAUAAAAGAAUCAAAACAAAGGGUCGUAGAAAGUACGAAAAUCUCGCAUUCAGAUCGAGAUCAUCUUGCAACAAUCCAAUCAUUGAUUAGUAAAACGAAAACCCACGUGGAAGGUGUGAUAAGGCCGUCAAAAUCUAAACGAGCAGACGGUGUCAAUGAAAUUCUCAGUAUUUGGACACCCCUGGAACACGAAACUCAGAACUUUGACAAAGCUCUUGAUGACAUUGAAACUCGUCCAUUUUGUGUAAAUGUUAAAGCCGAUGAAGAAUUUAUAGAUUUCAUUUCAUUUGACAAGAAUCCGCUCAUUGUGGCAACAGAAUCAAAUGUUCAUCCGCAAACACCUUCAAAAGAUAAAUCUUUGCGCAAAUUUGAUCAACAAUCUCUAGUUAUAGAGGUGGAGCAAGAAUCUCCAAGAUCCAUUGGUUCACCAGAAGCGACGUCUAUUCCAAGUCCAAUGAUGGUCAGAAGAACUAUAACACUAGCAUCUCCUGUGAAAUCUAACCAGCCGACACUGUAUUCCUUAAGCAGACGACCCGUUACUCAUGACGAGAUUACACCGAGAGCCCAGAUGAUACGUCAUCAAUCACCUUCUAGACUGGCACAGAAUGCAAGGUCACAAAGUCAUUCUAAUAUCUUCCCAAAAGUUGGAACAGGGGAGCUCAUUUCUAAGGACUCCGGAAAGAACUUGAAAGACAAUGCAGCUAGAUUACAAGACGUUUUGCCUGUAUCAAACUUUGAGCUUCCAUGUGGCGAUAUAGUUCUAGUCAAUAAUAAUCUCAUAACACUUACUGAAACAGCCAUUCAAAAGUUUACGCUUGACUACAGAUAUAUAGAAAGUAUCCACAUACGUUGCCCAUGGAGACUAUGCGCUAUGCGAGAUGAUGUCACCAUUGCUGUCAACCACAAUACUCGUUUCAUCUCAAUCGUAAGUACGUGUCCAGCACUUACUGUACUGUACCGGAUAGAGACAGAAAAACCUUACUCUCAGAUUUGCCACAUGCGGACACAAAUGAUUGAGGAUCGAUUUGGAAGGACAAAAUAUCAUGAACAUUUCGCGCUUUCCCAUACGACAGAUUUGCGCGCGGAUUGCAUAGAUCUACUGAAAGUAUCUUACGAUAGGAACCCAUUUAGUAAUUUCACAGCUAAACACGUUACCAAACUUGUACCGAUUCGUACAAGAACUUUAAUCGGAAGUGAUAAACAUUCAGUUGUACGCAGCCCAAACGCUCUUGCGGCAACUUCCGAUGGCAAGCGUCUAAUAGUCGGCGGGGAAGCAGCAGUAGUCUGUGUCAGGAAAACGGGUGAAAUCGUCUGGACGCGUCCAGUUGUACGGUUUGUAGCAAGCGUCUGUUGCGACAAAGGGCUAGUAUACGUCUGCAUAGAAAAUGAGCGGAAAUUGAUGGUCCUGGAUGAAGCUGGGAACAAUCUAUGUGAGAAUAUUAUCCCUCUAGGGUGCGAUAUUGUUAGACCAAACAGGGUUUCCGUGGAGAAGAAACAGAUGAUUGUUAGGGAGUUUAGUGAAAGUGACUGGAAAAGCACUGUGCAUGUAUUCACAUUAGUAUUUGACUGAUUUUAAAGUACACUGCAUUGAUUUAAUACUAGAAAUAUACAUGUGUUCCUUUGAAGUUACAUUGUAGUCUGUCACUAUAUUUAUAAACAGAAUUAUUCAAAGACAUUUUACAAAAAAAA